Messenger RNA from Scomber scombrus (Atlantic mackerel), 3542 nucleotides. RefSeq names its product procollagen-lysine, 2-oxoglutarate 5-dioxygenase 3 (gene plod3). Lineage: Eukaryota; Metazoa; Chordata; Actinopteri; Scombriformes; Scombridae. Gene Ontology annotation, molecular function: iron ion binding; L-ascorbic acid binding; procollagen glucosyltransferase activity. Gene Ontology annotation, cellular component: endoplasmic reticulum. Gene Ontology annotation, biological process: peptidyl-lysine hydroxylation. The coding region runs from base 96 to 2297 and encodes 733 amino acids. The record is from RefSeq and is a predicted model, not a curated record. The transcript is spliced from 19 exons.
UGAUGGAGUGAAGGGGAAAGGAGGCGAAAGGAGGAGAAGAAGUGACAAAUUUCAUCUUUUAAUUACAGCCUUUAACGUGUUUUUAAUAAGCAGCCAUGGCCGCGUAUCGCCUGCUCUGCCUGCUGGCUCUCGCCUUCUUCCCGAGCUCCGUGGCGGCCGAUCAGCGGAGGCUCUCUGCAGAAAACUUGCUGGUGAUCACCGCGGCAACAGAGGAGACGGACGGCUUCAACCGCUUCAUGAGGACGGCCCGAGAGUUUAACUACACUGUGAAGAUCCUGGGUCUGGGGGAGGAGUGGAAGGGCGGUGACGUAGCUCGGACGGUUGGCGGAGGUCAGAAGGUCCGAUGGUUGAAGAAGGAACUCCUAAAACACUCCGAUAAGAAGGACAUGGUCGUCAUGUUCGUGGACAGUUAUGACGUCAUCUUCGCGUCGGGUCCGGAGGAGCUGCUCAUGAAGUUUUCUCGUCUGGGUCACAGAGUGAUUUUCUCAGCGGAGGGUUUCUGUUGGCCGGACCAGAGACUCGCCUCUAAAUACCCAGAGGUUCGCGCUGGGAAACGCUACCUGAACUCUGGAGGGUUCAUCGGUUACGCCUCAGACCUGAGUACGAUCGUCCAGCAGUGGAAAUACAAAGACAACGAUGACGAUCAGCUGUUCUACACAAAGAUCUACCUGGACAAGGCUCUGCGGACCAAGUACAACAUGUCUCUGGAUCAUCGCUCCAGAAUCUUCCAGAACCUGAACGGAGCCGUCGAGGAAGUCGUCUUAAAGUUUGAGAGGGCAAAGGUCAGAGUGAGGAACGUCGCCUACGACACACUUCCUGUUAUUAUCCACGGCAACGGACCCACCAAGCUGCAGCUCAACUAUCUUGGUAACUACGUCCCGACAGCCUGGACCUACGAGGACGGCUGCAGCAACUGUGACGACGACCUGCUGUUCUUCAACGAUGUCUCUGAUGAAGAGAUGCCUCUGGUUUACUUCUCGGUGUUUAUCGAGCAUGCGACGCCGUUCAUGGAGGAGUUCCUGGAGCGCCUGACGACGCUGAACUAUCCGAUCGGGAGGAUUCGUCUCUUCAUCCACAACAACGUUGUUUACCACGAGCGUCACAUCCAGCGGUUCUGGGAGCGUCACAAGUCUCUGUUCCCAGACGCCCGGCUCAUCGGACCGGAGGAGAACCUGAAGGAGGACAAGGCCCGAAACAUGGCUGUUGAGGCGUGUAAGAAGGACCCAAAGUGUGAUUAUUACUUCAGUAUCGACUCUGAUGUUGCCUUGACGAACCCCGACACACUGAGGAUACUAAUAGAGGAAAACAAGUCCGUUAUCGCUCCCAUGUUGUCCAAACACGGGAAGCUGUGGAGCAACUUCUGGGGAGCUCUGAGUCCGGAAGGGUUCUACUCCAGAUCUGAAGACUACAUCGAGAUCGUCCAGGGGAAGAGGAUCGGGAUGUGGAACGUGCCGUACAUUACCCAGGCAUACCUGUUGAAGGGCAGCAUGCUGCGGUCCAAACUGCUCCAGGUGAGCCUGUUUGUGGACAAGGAGAUGGACCCUGACAUGGUGUUCUGCAGAGGCAUCAGAGACCAGGGAGUUUUCAUGUAUGUGACGAAUCGUGACGAAUUCGGUCGCCUGGUGAAUUCUGCCAACUUCAACACGUCCAGGCUGCACCCGGACAUGUGGCAGAUCUUCGACAACCCUGUGGACUGGAAGGAGAAGUAUAUCCAUGAGAACUACUCAAAGGUGUUCGAAGAUGAGAAGACUUUCGUGGAGCAGCCCUGUCCAGAUGUUUACUGGUUUCCUGCGUUCUCAGAGAAGAUGUGUGAUCAUUUGGUGGAGACCAUGGAGGACCAUGGGGAAUGGUCAGGAGGCAAACACACGGACGAACGUCUGGCCGGUGGUUAUGAAAACGUUCCCACUGUGGACAUCCACAUGAACCAGAUCGGCUUCGAGAAGGAGUGGCUCAAAUUCCUCAAAGAGUACAUCUCCCCUGUCACCGAAAAACUCUAUCCUGGAUAUUACCCCAAGUCUCAAGCCAUCAUGAACUUUGUGGUGCGUUACCGCCCUGAUGAGCAGCCGUAUCUGCGGCCUCAUCACGACUCCUCCACCUUCACCAUCAACAUCGCCCUGAACAAAAAAUACGACGACUACGAGGGCGGAGGCUGCAGGUUCCUGCGUUACGACUGUAAGGUGGAAGCUCCCAGGAAGGGCUGGUCCUUCAUGCACCCCGGCCGCCUGACGCAUUACCACGAGGGCCUCCCCACCACCAGAGGGACCCGCUACAUCAUGGUGUCCUUCGUCGACCCAUAAACACUACCUGUGUGUGUGUAUGUGUGUGUGCGCGUAUGUGUGUAAGUCUGUGAACAUCCUUCAACCUCAUCAUCACAGUUAUUGUCUUACCUCUGAUUGGUCAAUCCACCUCACCCGCAUCUACCCGUAAUGCACCUGUAGCCGCGUCUUAGUAGCCAUGACAACACAUAUCAUUUCAAUGCAUCCUCCAGCAGGUGUGACCGGCGUCUCCAUGACAACCUUCACAGGAGUCGGAGGAGCGCCUGGUCAGACCUGUCAGAGUACACAGUCACUUUAUUUAGUCCUGAUUUUCAGUCGGUAACAGAGGUGAGAAAUCCUGGAGAGAUUUGAGGUCCUGAAGGCAUCACUGUCUGUGGUGGAGGUUCGUCGUCACCGAGAUGCCUUAUUACACCAACCUGCCUGAAACUACCUGAGUAUCUAUGCAAGCAGAACACACUCCACCUGUGUGUGUGUGUGUGUCUAUGUGUGUGUGUGUGUGUGUGUGUGUGUGUCGCACUGCAGCGGACAGCAGGUUGCCACAGUAACCACAAUCCCAACACAGAGCGUCUUCUAGAAGAUCGUGUCUUGUGGAAAAAACCGAAAAGCCUUGGCAGCAUUGAGGUUACCGUAGCAACCAGCCGUGCAGCUGAUAACGAUGAGAAUCAAAAUGUGUUGUUUUUUAAAAAAGCCGAUCAGAUCGCUCCGACGCAGCGUCGCCGGUCACUUUUUAAAGUUUGACACUCCGAACUGAGAAUGUUAAAUCUGGUGAAAGUAAGAAGUGUGAUGUAGAAAAUAGAAAAUGCCAAAAAAGACUCAAUAACGAGCUGAAAUAUAUGUUUUAAAGGAAAAAGAAAGUAAAGAGAAAAAGUUUAUAUUUGAAUGCUGAAAGGAGUUUGGUUCAAGAGUGUUAUAAAGGUAAAACUCCACUUUAAGAACUGUUACUGUUAAAGGCCUUUUUUAUAUUUUACUGUGUUUAUUCUUCAUUGUUUAGUUGUUUUAAUUCAUGUUGUUCAUUUCUCGAGAUUUUCUAUGUUUCCAUCAUGUAUUUUUCCAUCAUGGUCGCUGUGUCGAACUCUCGCCUCCUCUCAGUUUUUAUCUCCUAAUUUAAAGAAGAGCGCGAGGACGAGACGUUUCCAGCUGACGUUGGGUUGUAGUUUUCUGUCGAUACGAGGAAUCAACUUUCUCUCUGGCUUUGUACAAACUGCAUUAAAUUAUUUGUUAAUGACUGAGCGAAUUAAGUUUUGGGGAUUUAAAUAAAUAAUUUUA